Molecule: messenger RNA, 829 nt
Organism: Blepharisma stoltei
Lineage: Eukaryota; Ciliophora; Heterotrichea; Heterotrichida; Blepharismidae
Source: the annotation of a GenBank genome assembly
AUGCUAACUCACCCCUCCGUGAGCGAACAAAAUUGUUUAUAAAAUCUCAUCCUAAUUCUGUUUAAUUUUAAACAACUGCAUUUUAAAACGUAAAUUUUACAAUUAAAAUAAUUUUUACUUCUCAAUUUUUACAAAUUGGAAUUUUUUUAAAUUUUGAAGGAAUACAAAUUCUUUAAAAUUUAUCUUUGAAUUUUAUAUUAACAAAGAUAAAACCCCCUCCGUGAGUGAACAAAAUUUUUCUUUUCGCUCAUGGAGGAGCCUAAGAAAAGUCAUCAGAAAAUUUGCAGGGAUUAUUGCUUCACCAGAUGAAGUUAUUUUGCUAGUUGAUCAAAAUAAUAAACCUAUUGGAAGCACAACAAGGCGAGAUGUUCGAAAAAAUCACCUUUUGCAUCGUUCAAGCUUUAUUUUUAUCCAAAAUCCAAUAUCUGAGAAAUUUUAUGUACAAAAAAGAGUUAUGCAUAAAGAAACUUUUCCAGGCUAUUAUGAUCCUGCUCCAGGAGGGAUGAUUUUAGCCUCUGAUCCAAGCGAUGAAUUUGGAGCUAAAAGGGAGCUAGAAGAAGAAAUGGGCAUAUCUGGGGUGAAUCUUGAAUUUUUGUUUAAUAUGCUAUAUAAAUCAGAAGAUCCAUUGUGGUGUGCUGUGUUUUUUGCUAAAUGAGAUGGAGAACUGAGGCUUCAAAAAGAGGAGGUUGAGUUUGUAGAAAUGAUGAGCCUAGAAGAAAUCAUAAGAAGGGCAAGGCUUGAAAGUUUUACACCCGAUAGUAUGGAAAUAUUGAAUAAAUUGAUCGAUAUGGGGAAAUUCAAGCUAAAAAAUAACCAACAAUAUAAUUAA